UCUAUUUAAAGAGGGAGAGCUCCCUCUUACCUUCACAUCUCAGCAUCAGAUCAAGCUCUGUUCUGUGAUCUUGAAAAGCUUCAUAAUCAUAAUCAUGUCCAAGCUCAUACUCCUUUUCCUCCUCGUCGCACAAUUUGCUGAGACGAGUAUUGGUUCGGCUUUCAGUCCCUCGAGCUACUGGAAGAGUGUAUUGCCGAAUACUUUCAUGCCAGAUGCCCUUCAGUCCUUAUUGCCUGAAGAUACUAGACCUCGUUAUGGAGGCAAGUGGGUCGUAGACUCCGGGAUAUGCUUGAUCAAUUAUAUAAUUAUUUGUCGUCCUCCCAAAGGCCUCUUCUUGUUGGAGAAGGAUCUAAAGCCGAGCAUGACCAUGGACAUAAGUUUUCUCGCGGCUAAUAUCAACUCGGAACAGAAGCUGCCGACCUUCCUCCCACGCCAGGCAGCAGAAGCACUGCCUUUCUCAACCUCCUCCUUCCCCACCAUCCUCCGACGCUUCUCCCUGAGCCCACACUCCCCCCAAGCAUCUGCCAUGAAAGUGACCCUCGACCUGUGCGAGUCGCCCGCCAUUAAAGGGGAGACGAGGUUCUGCGCCACCUCGCUGGAGUCCAUGGUCGACUUCGCCACCACCCAGCUCGGAACCAACAACCUCCGCGUCCUCUCCACCUUGGUUCACCAAGAGAACAAGACCGAGCAGCAGCUUGACCAGUCGUAUGUGGUUCGGCCUGGGAUCGUGAAGAUGGAGUCCCAUGUCGCAGUGGCGUGCCACCUCAUGUCAUAUCCUUACGCAGUCUUCUACUGUCACAAGACCAUGGACACCAAGAGCUUCGUUGUUCCAUUAAUGGCGGAAGAAGAUGGGAGCAGAGUGGACGCAGCGGUUGUGUGCCAUGACGAUACAUCGCACUGGGACCCCAGACAUGCCAGCUUUAAGGUGCUAGGAGUAGAGCCUGGGACCGCAUCCAUCUGCCAUUUCCUUCCUCCCAACCAUUUUCUGUGGGUCUCGAAGUGAGCGGCCAUGGCUGUCCACCGCAAAGAAUAUCAGUGCUGAUGGUGAUGGGGAGAAGAUACUCCUCCGCAUUUGCAUGGUCAUGGUACUGGUACAUUUGGUUAUAGUGUGUCUCUAGCUUUGUUAAUGGAUCUUUUAGAUACGGACCUAAAAUAAAGGCCACUUGUUUGGUCCUUUGUCGGUUAGUCUUGUGAAGCUUAUUUAAAUAAAUCUGUAUGAACUAAAAAGUUCUAACAUUGUCAAUGUCAUUAUCAGUGUCUCACGGGAUCAUUUUCUUA
Molecule: messenger RNA, 1278 nt
Organism: Nymphaea colorata (pocket water lily)
Lineage: Eukaryota; Viridiplantae; Streptophyta; Magnoliopsida; Nymphaeales; Nymphaeaceae
Product: BURP domain-containing protein 5-like
Exons: 3
Coding region: 95-1003 (302 amino acids)
Source: RefSeq, a predicted model, not a curated record